AACAGCUACAUAACCGAUAGCAUCUUCAAUUCAGAGUCCGUCCUGUUUUAUUGAUUGUUGAUAACAGUCAGCAUGGCGGGUCUUAAGAAUACAUACACGUUGUCUUCGACAAUUAAACUUCCGAACGGAAAUCUGAUGCCGUUGAUCCAAUUAGGAGUGUACCUAACUUCAGGACGAGAGACAGAAAAUGCAGUCAAAUAUGCGUUGGAAGCCGGCUAUCGGGGAAUUGAUAGUGCCCAGCAAUACCGAAAUGAGAGGGAGGUCGGUCGGUCCAUCCUACAAUUCCUCGAAUCGGAAAAGACAAAGCUGGAUGGGCUGAAACGGGAGGAUAUCUUUUUCACCUCCAAGCUCGCAAGUAACAUCAGCUACGACGCCACACGGCAGUCGAUCAAGAAGUCAAUCCAAGCCUCCGGAUUGGGGUACAUUGAUCUCUUCCUAAUCCACUCCCCGUACGGCGGGAAGAAAAAGCGGCUUGAAUGCUGGCGGGCGCUGGAAGAUGCGUACGCCGAGCGAGAAAUUCUGGCGGUUGGUGUUAGCAACUACGGCAUCAAGCACCUUGAGGAGCUGCUCGGGACGAACCCCCGAGUACGGCCGGCCGUGAAUCAGAUCGAGGUGCACCCGUUCAACACGCGGACCGAAAUUGUCUCGUUCUGCCAACAAAACGACAUCGUAGUGGAAGCAUAUGCUCCGCUGGCUCGGGCAUACCGGUUCCGCCAUCCCACCAUUGUUGCGCUCGCCGAGAAAUACGGCUGCACACCGGCUCAGCUGAUGGUGCGCUGGAGUCUGCAGCACGGGUAUGUGCCUCUGCCGAAGAGCAGCCAGGCAGACCGCAUUGUCUCCAAUGCACAGGUUGGUGGAUUUGAGAUUGGGGACGAGGACAUGCAGGUGUUGGAUGGGUUGGAUGAAUACUUGGUGACUGACUGGGACCCUGUGGACGCGCCAUAAGGAUCAGAUGUACAGCGUAUACACUUCAUCACUUGUAGAGCACAGGAUGUAUACUAGAUCUAAUCAGAUCAGAUAACAAAUCGCAAAAGUAAUGGCCCAAUCACAGCGCCGGGCGCCUUAUCUCUGCUCCCCGAUGGUCGGCAGCCCAUUGCAGCCUCAGGCAGCGAAAUGCGAGUCACGGGACUCCGAUGGUCGGCCUCUUCUGCUGCUUGCUUUUUCUGUGCAAGCCAGACUCAGCCGUAUAAAAUUGGUAUGACCAUAAAAAUUAGGAGAUGGGCGACCUCCUAGCUUGUUUCUGCCUACAAAACGAGAACCGCCAGAACCGCCGGUGGCAAUUUCGCAACUCUCACCGGUACACGGUCGAGCAAGCUUCUGCUAGGCUGGAGAUUAGCCAUUAUUAUUUGCAUUAGAUAUCUAAUCGUGUAUUGAAUUCCCCAGCCAAUAUGCCGUACGGGGGUGUCGGCGUAGAUAACUAUA
This is a messenger RNA of Talaromyces proteolyticus, 1422 nucleotides long. Its product is annotated as putative aldo-keto reductase. Gene Ontology annotation, molecular function: oxidoreductase activity. The transcript is spliced from 5 exons. Bases 73 to 945 code for a protein of 290 amino acids. Lineage: Eukaryota; Fungi; Ascomycota; Eurotiomycetes; Eurotiales; Trichocomaceae. The record is from RefSeq and is a predicted model, not a curated record.